AUGACUCGCGGCGAAGCUGUCCAGACUAAGGUCCACUACAAGGGCAAGAAUGAAGACUACGUUGUCUUUGUCGACGAUGCCGACACUUACAAGAAGUGGCAGAGCGACAAGAGCAUCCCCAUGGCUCACUUUGUCUCUACCUUCCAGGUCUUCACUACGCACAAGCACGGCGCCCAGGGAAACCUUGACACAGCGCCGAAAAACAUCCUCAGCGCAGAAUUCGACACAGAGAACCAGGAUGACAUCAUCAAGAUCAUCCUGGAGAAGGGCACUAGCCAAACGGUUGAAAUGCCCGACCGCCAGGGUUCCAAGAACGACUCCAUGAGCUCUAUGAAUGCCAAAUAG
This is a messenger RNA of [Torrubiella] hemipterigena, 345 nucleotides long. The record is from the annotation of a GenBank genome assembly. Lineage: Eukaryota; Fungi; Ascomycota; Sordariomycetes; Hypocreales; Clavicipitaceae.